CGACAUGGGUAGAAAGUACUACUGUGAUUAUUGCGACAAAAGAAUACAAAAUGACUACAGCAUUAUCAAACAACAUAAUGUGGGACUUCCACAUCUUCGUGCCAAAGCCGAAUACUUUCAGCAAUUUAAAUCUCUCGAACAAAUUCUUGAAGAAAUCAAACAUAAAGCUCCCUGUCGAUCGUUAAAGGACGGCAGCGAAUGCACAUUUGGAGUGCUUUGCCGGUAUCGUCAUUACACGCCAGAACAAAUUUGGGAAAUGCAACAAUUAGUUAAAACCAAACAGGACAUUCGUCAUAAACGAUCCGAGCGUCUACGCAAAUACAUGCGCAAUGUAAAAGUGCGCUCGGAAUUAUUCGUUCAAAAACGAUUCGAUCGACCUCCAAUUGAUACAUUACCACCGUCUCUGCGUAGAUUUGGAGACUUUAAGUUACCUUAA
This is a messenger RNA of Anopheles maculipalpis, 436 nucleotides long. RefSeq names its product zinc finger matrin-type protein 5. The record is from RefSeq and is a predicted model, not a curated record. Lineage: Eukaryota; Metazoa; Arthropoda; Insecta; Diptera; Culicidae. Gene Ontology annotation, cellular component: U12-type spliceosomal complex. Gene Ontology annotation, molecular function: zinc ion binding. Bases 5 to 436 code for a protein of 143 amino acids. The transcript has 3 exons.